UCCUGUCCGAUCUAAUCCCGCCUGUCUGUGCUCGCACACGCGCACACCCAAACAAGCCCCCUCCUUCUGCGUCUGCGCGACAGAUGUAGCCUCCUGCCGUCCUGAUGUUUGCUGACGUCCGUGUUUGGCGUUUAAACGACCCGACUCUCGCCUGGAGUCGUUUGUCGUCUUUUCCCGGCAGCGAGCACGACCUCUUGUUGUGUGACUGGCGAGCCGGGAAGUAAACACGCCAGCCUGUGCCCAUGACAGGCAGCGAAGACGAAUCGCUACCAUAUCAUCAUCGUUGAUUUCUCAAUCGGGUCCUCAUGGCGUCCGUUUCGAAGGUGUCUAUUUUGGAUUACUUUAAUAUAGUGUUUGAGGGCGAAAAUGGCAAAAUCGAGUCCAACUGUAAAGCGUGUGGCACGAGAAUCCAGGCGAAGCGCAGCGUCACGUCCAACUUCGUAACGCAUCUUAAGCGCAAGCAUCAGGCCAUGUAUGAAGACUUUGUGAAAAGGAAAGACAUGAAGCGAGAAGGUUACUCCUCUGGUCACAUCCACACCGUGACGGCCCAUGGCGGGAACGCCCGCUGCUGCAUCAACAUGGGGGCAGGAGUGGGAGGAGGAGGAGGAGGAGCAGCAGCUGGUGGGACGACAGCCCUGGAAGCAGGAGGAGCGAGCAGGUUCCAAAAGAAUGACCCACGUCAGGUUUUAAUCAGUGAGGCCAUCACUAAGAUGAUCGUUAAUGAUCUGCAGCCAGCUUCCAUGGUGGAAAAUCCUGGCUUCAGAGCACUGCUUCAGCUCCUGGAGCCCCGUUACACCCCAGACCCCCAGCACUACAUCCAGAGCCAACUCCUCCCAGCCUAUGCCUACCAGGCCCAGGUGGCCAUCCGUCAAGCUCUGGCCUCAGCGCAUGCCCUCAGCCUCAGCUUGGACGUCUGGAGGGCCUCAUCUAGAGGUUACCUUGGUGUCACCUGCCAUUUUCUGUCAUCGGAGUGGCAGAUGCGGUCAGCUCUCAUGGCUUGUCUUCCUCUCACUGGGGAUCGCAUUCUCUCAGAUUUUGAGGAAGUGUGUCACUCUCAUGGCGUGGCCGGAAGAGCCUUUCGUGUGGUUGCAGAUCCACUCCUGACUACAACCACAGUGAAGCCAUGCUGUCUUCCUGGUUUUUGCCCAGAUGGGGAUGAAGACGAUGAUACAGAAAAUGGGAACAACGCAAAAGGAGAAAUUGGGAAUGGCCAUGGUGGAGAAGCAGGAUGGGAGGACUCAUGGGAGCAGGGUCUUGGUGUUUGUCGUGUGGACUGCUUCUCUCGCUCUCUGGGACACUGCGUCAGAGAAGGGUUACGCUCAUGUCCGCAGCUUGAUUCUGCACUGACCAAAGCUUGCCACUUCUACAGCUACAUCACAACUUUUGUUCCAUCAGAGAAACUGAGCCAGGUGUUUGAUGGACCUGGGAUUAUGAAAGGAGUCCAAGGAAGUGCCUCUCCACCAGGGCGAGACUGGGCUACUCAGCUUAAGGUGCUUCGACGGCUGUUAGAGUCUGUGGAGGUCUUGGAGGAGAUGAGUGCUCCAGGGGAAAUGGUGCUGUGCGUUUCAGAAAGGGCCCUGCUGAGGGAGCUCACUGACACGUUGGAGCCGUUCAUCGAGGCCUGGGACAUUGUAUCUGGGGAGCGACAGGCGGACAUGAACACCGAUAGACAUGUGUACAUCAGUCUGGCUCUUCCAUGUGUCUUAGGCUUGCGCAAACAUCUCUCGGAGACGUCAACUCCUUGUUGCCCUUCCCUCUUGGCAAGCCUAAGCCAAGCUGCAGAGCGUCGUCUCGCUCCUAUCCUGGAGGAUCCCCUCUACAUCACGGCUACUACUCUCGACCCCCAGUUCAAGCUCACAUGGAGCAAUAACCCUGAGUGGCACAGACAACUUCUUCUAGAAGAAUUAUCCAAACAUUCUGCAGACUCAGAGCAACAUCCUCAUUCCUAUACGUCUCCAGCACAGGCGCCAUUGCCUGUUUCGCCUUUGGCUCGCCCCUGCAAGCUGUUCUCUUUCAUCAAGCAGAGGCCCAUUAGUCAGGCCAAGAGCCUUGAGCAGGAGCUCGCCAUCUACCUGCGAGAGGAACCUACGGACGAAGAGGCUCUGCAUUACUGGCAGCGUAAAACAAUUGACUUCCCGCUCCUCUCCCAGGUGGCCAAGAGGGCGUUUACCGUACCUGCUUGUGGCACGGCGGUGGAAAGCAUCUUCAGCCAGGCCAAGAACUGUCUGCGGCCCGAAAGAGGCUGCGUCUUACCACAGAACUUAGAGACACUCAUAUACCUCAAAGCCAACUCCAGAUUGUUAUGGACAUAGUCUUUUUCCGACACACUAAACAACACAGGCAAUUGUGAUGGGAUUAACUCCAAAGCCUCUUUCAUGUUCCUGAGGCAUUGUUUUAAUUUAUGAACACUAUCCCCAAAGACUUUCAGGAACAAACCAAGGAUAACAUUACCAGUAACAGUUGCAAAAUAAAUCAUGUGACAUUUU
Nerophis lumbriciformis (worm pipefish) is the source of this 2486-nucleotide messenger RNA. RefSeq names its product zinc finger BED domain-containing protein 4. Gene Ontology annotation, biological process: regulation of transcription by RNA polymerase II. NCBI's taxonomy places the organism in Eukaryota, Metazoa, Chordata, Actinopteri, Syngnathiformes, Syngnathidae. Gene Ontology annotation, molecular function: protein dimerization activity. Gene Ontology annotation, cellular component: nucleus. The record is from RefSeq and is a predicted model, not a curated record.